Messenger RNA from Oncorhynchus gorbuscha (pink salmon), 1905 nucleotides. Its product is annotated as aryl hydrocarbon receptor-like. Lineage: Eukaryota; Metazoa; Chordata; Actinopteri; Salmoniformes; Salmonidae. The record is from RefSeq and is a predicted model, not a curated record. The coding region runs from base 21 to 1274 and encodes 417 amino acids. The transcript is spliced from 2 exons.
ACAGGGAUUUGUGGAGCUUCAUGAUGAACCUGGGCAUCAGUAGGGAGGACCUGGAGCUGUUCCAGCAGGAUGAGAUGUUCCUCGAUGUGGAUCUGGACACUGGCCGAGACUGCCUCCUUCCUGACCUGACAGACGAGAUUCUCUCCUACGUACAGGAGUCUCUGAGGAAGAGGUCGGUCUGGGGUCAGACUGUAUUCUCUUGCAGGUGGGCUAAGUUAGGGGAAAAGGACUAUAGCUGCCCUACCACGCUGAUACACCAACCAUCUAUGGAACAAUCACAAACCCCACAUCUACAUUCUACUACAGUUCUGUUACACCAACCAUCAACCUCACGACCACAUUCUUCUACAGUGCCUCAGUGUCAGUCACAGAUACAGCCACCACAGCUGCCUGUAGUCCAUCCCCUAUCAGUUCACCACUAUCGGUCUCCUCCCCACUACCCACAGCAGCCAAUACCGCAGCAGUGUUUACACACACAGCCCCACCCACAGGCAACACAGCAGCAGCAACAGAGCCAUCUAAAUGGACAGGUAUUGCCAAACCAACAGCAGCAGCAGCUGUGUAACAGACUGAAGCACAUGCAGGUGACUGGGACGGGUUCAAUAACACAAAGACAGAAAGACAUCACCAAGCAGCAGCAGCAGAUUCCUCCAUUGUUCAAUGUGGAGCAGCCAGGGGGGCUCCAGACUCAUCACGGCCACCCCCAGCAUGGGCACCUCUGCCUGGGGGAAGCUUCCCUGGAACUCCCCUACAGGAACCAGCUGAACACUUUGUCUGUUAGCCGCUCUUCCGUGCUCUCCUCCUAUGUACCCACCACGGGCCUCCAGAGCCAGGGGGUGGACGGAGAGCUCAUGCCCCAGAAUUUGGAGGAGUUGCUGGGCAGCCUGGAGUCCAGUGGUCCCCGAGGGACAGAGGAUGGUAGGGGAGCCCUCCAGUGGAGUGUGGUGGAGGCCCUGGGUGUGUUCCAGCAGCAGAGGCACCUCCCUGACGACCUGGCUCAGUCUCAGGCCACCAGCCGGGGCUGCGCUCAGCAUGCCUAUCCCCUGUCUAUGGGGCUCAGCCAGGUCAAUAGAGCAGAGUGGCCAUUCACCACACAGUUCCAGAACGGGAGCCUGAAGGAGGCUGGUCCAGCCCCUGGCCCUGUACCCAACCCUGGGUCCUCCAGGGGGGCAGACCAUGGACAUGCAGCAGCAAAGCAGCCAAUUCACCAGCCUCCUCCUCCCUCUGCUGAGAGCACGCCCUACCCUGACCUCCCUCUGAGUGGAUUUAUGUGAGACUGAAGGCCCUCCUCCCUGGAGGCUCCAGAACCAGACAUUUCAAGGCCAGACAGCUGCCCCCGGUCCUUCGGAGGGAGCAGAGCCCUGACUGACGACAGCACCACACAACAGAGGCUAGAGGGAUAAGGAUCCUCCUGUCUGGCACCCAGCUGCAUAUGGCUCCCCUGCGACCACUAAAACUGUUUCCCAAAUGGGCCCUUGUCAAAAGUAGUGCACUAUAUAGGGGAUAGGGUACAAUUUGGGCUGCUAUCUAAAACAGGAACCAGGGCAUGUCUGGGAAUAUGGAGGACUUGGACUGGAGAUGUCCCGUGUGGAUCAUUUUGUUAGAGCUUGGCACUUGCAACGCCAGGGUUGUGGGUUCGAUUCCCAUGGGGGACCAGUAUGAAAAUGUAUGCACUCACAACUAAGUCGCUCUGUAUCAGAGCAUUUGCUAAAAUACUCAAAUGUAAAAGUGAGAUUCACAUCCAGAGAGACUGUCUGAACGUCAGACAGCAGGCAGAGGGACAGUCCGAGACAGAGAGAUUGUGACAGACAGACGGAGGGAGACUAGAGGAAAUGGAUAAUCAAUCAAAUGUAUUUAUAAAGCCCUUCUUACAUCAGCUGAUGUCACAAAGUGCUGUACAGAAAC